This is a messenger RNA of Dictyostelium purpureum, 1023 nucleotides long. RefSeq lists its product as uncharacterized. Gene Ontology annotation, biological process: protein polyubiquitination. NCBI's taxonomy places the organism in Eukaryota, Evosea, Eumycetozoa, Dictyosteliales, Dictyosteliaceae. The record is from RefSeq and is a predicted model, not a curated record. The transcript has 3 exons. The annotation marks the transcript as partial. Gene Ontology annotation, molecular function: ubiquitin protein ligase activity; metal ion binding.
AUUCCUUGUAAAUUUUUCAAGAAUGGCAAUUGUUUAUCAGGAAACAACUGUAAAUUCUCGCAUGACAUUUCACCUACCACCAACAAUAGCUCUAUUGCAUCAUCAACAGCAAAAAUAAAUAUUAAGGGUAAUAAUGGUCUUUAUUCACCAAAUAAAAAAACAAUCGAAAUAUCAUCUUUAAAUACAAAUGUUUCAACAUCCUCAUCAACAUCAACUUUAUCUUCAUCAUCAUUAAAUAAUAAUAAUUAUAAUAAUAGUAAUUCAAGCACAAAUAGUACCCAUAGAUCUGAAGUACUUUGUCACUUCCAUAUUCAAGGUAUUUGUAGAAAUGGUGAUUCAUGCAAAUUUGUUCACGGUAAUCCAUGCGAAGUUUGUGGUAAAUGUAUGUUAGUACCAGGUAAUCAAGAACAAAACGAUCAACAUAUUACAGAAUGUCUUAUUCAACAAGAGAAAUUUAAUCAACGUGAACAAAUGAAACAUUUAGAAUGUGGUAUUUGUUAUGACUCUGUUGUUGACAAAGGACGUCGUUUCGGUUUAUUAAGUCAUUGUGACCAUAUUUUUUGUUUAGAAUGUAUCAGAGAAUGGAGAGGUACCUCAGCAUCCACAAUUGGCCAAGCUAAUACCGCUGUUCGUUUAUGUCCAUUAUGUAGAUUCAACUCUCAUUUCAUUAUCCCUGCCGAUAUCUUUGUCUCUGAUGAGAAGAAGAAAGAAAUUAUUGAAAUCUAUAAAUCAAAAUUAGCAACUAUUCCAUGUAAAUACUUUAACAAAGGUCGUGGUCAAUGCAAAUUCUCAACAUCAUGCAUGUAUUUACAUUUAAAUGCUGAUGGCUCAAUUUAUAAACCAUUGGUUAGAAAAGUUCAAUCCUCUUUCGGCGAUACCACCUUACAUAAUAAUCAAUUGGGUAUGUUUAUGCAAAAUUUAACUCCAAGAAGCAGUAGAAACAAUUCAAAUAGUCCAAAUGAUAGUUUAUCAAAAGAUCAUAUUUAUGAUGAAAAUAGUUAUGAAGAAUAUGACGAAGAAUAA